This is a messenger RNA of Megalops cyprinoides (Indo-Pacific tarpon), 1956 nucleotides long. Its product is annotated as leucine-rich repeat, immunoglobulin-like domain and transmembrane domain-containing protein 3. NCBI's taxonomy places the organism in Eukaryota, Metazoa, Chordata, Actinopteri, Elopiformes, Megalopidae. The transcript is spliced from 4 exons. Gene Ontology annotation, molecular function: protein binding. The coding region runs from base 1 to 1956 and encodes 651 amino acids. The record is from RefSeq and is a predicted model, not a curated record.
AUGCAUGGUCUUCUCUACGCACUGCUGCUGCUCUGCUGUUUCAGUGUGGCGCACGCCUUCUGCCCAUCCCAAUGCACAUGCACAUACCAUGGAAAGGCUGACGGCACAGGGACCAGAUCUGUGCUGUGCAACGAUGCAGACACGGCCGACGUCCCGCUGAAUGUCCCGGUGGACACAGUCAAGCUUCGAGUGGAGAAGACAGCGAUCCGCCGGAUCCCAGCUGAGGCCUUCUACUACCUGGUGGACCUACGGUACCUGUGGGUGACCUACAAUGCCGUGGUGAGCAUGGACAGCAGGAGCUUGUACAACCUGAAGAGCUUGCAUGAGCUGCGCCUGGACGGGAACCUGCUGACCAGCUUUCCCUGGGAGUCACUGCGGGAGACCCCUGCACUGCGCACGCUCGACCUGCACAACAACCGCCUCUCCAUUGUGCCUGUCGAGGCCGCCCGCUACCUGCUCAACAUCACAUACCUGGACCUCUCCAGCAACAAGCUGACCUCGUUGCCCUCUGACCUCAUGGACAUCUGGCCACCCUUCUCUGGCCUUGUCAGGGCCAACAACUCCUCCACCAAAGUGGUGUUAGGUCUUCAAGAUAACCCCUGGAUCUGUGACUGCCAGAUCUCAAAGCUGGUGGAGCUCUCUAAGAUGGUGAACAUGCCUGUGGCACUGUUGGAUCCUGUCCUGGUAUGCAGUGGGCCGGAGAACCUGGUGGGUGUGGCCUUCCAGCGGGCAGAGCUGGACCAAUGCAUCAAGCCAUCUGUGAUGACUUCAGCUACUAAGAUCACUUCUCCAUUGGGCAGCAAUGUGCUCAUGCGCUGCGAUACCACUGGCUAUCCUACGCCAACCCUCCUAUGGACCAGGCGUAACGGCUUGCCAGUCACCAACACAGUUGUUCAGGAGUCUCCAGGAGAGGGCAUGCGGUGGUCCAUCCUCAGCCUGAAUGGGAUCUUGUAUAAGGACACUGGGGAGUACCGCUGCAGGGCCAAGAAUGUGGCGGGCACAUCAGAGGCCUCCAUCACCUUGGCUGUGGCGGGCAUGACCACUACUGUGCUCCCAACCAGUGGCGAGACAGGAACCACUAGCCAGGUCACGACUGAGCCUUUGCCAGGGACCAGCGUCACUACCACUGCUGCGGUCACAGUGCCCACCACGCCCACCACGCCCACCGUCACUCUAGGGGCCACACAGCUAACACUGGCUGCUGACAGGAAACUGCCAUUUCCCAUCAGCCAGCAGAGGGUGCUGCCCCUGGGGAACCAGACGAACCAAGGGCAGAAGGCAAGCGCCAACAAGAGGCCUCCACCAGAUGUGAAGAGUGGGCGACCGGUCAACACUACAUCAUCCAAUGACCAGAAACCGACCAUCAAAGACAUCCAGGUAGCAGAGGAGACUACCGACAGCGUUCUGCUGCUUUGGAAAACCGAUGGGAUCGAGGGCAAUGUGCCGCUGAUCGUGGUGUACUCUCCAUAUGAAGAGAAGGACAAGCAGACCAUUACCACAGAGGUGGGAAAAGGCCAGGUAGUCGUGGAGGGCCUGAAGCCCAAUACAAAAUACAUGGCUUGCCUCAUUGCCAAAGGCUCCCAGGCUCGCCGGGACCAGUGCAUCACCUUUUUCACCCUGGAGGAGGAUAGCGAGGACGAGAACCAGCUGCUCAUGAUAGCAAGUGGAAUCGCGUGUGCCCUGGCUUUGCCCAUCAUCGCCCUCCUCCUCUACAAGAUCUUGAACCUUUGCUGCAAGAAGGAGAGGAGCCUGGGGGAGGAGGAGCUCUCUAAGGAGACUUACGUGAAAUUUGAGACACUGACCCUGAAGCAGAGGACUGCGGGUGAACAAGCUAAUGAGCUGUGGGCCCGGCGGGAGACACAGGAGUCAGAAAGAAUGCUUUUGUGCUCCAGGUCCAGCAUUGACUCUCAGGUUACCUACAAGAGUGAUGGUUCCAGAUCGGAGUUUCUGUGCUAG